AAGAAAAAUAUGUUUCUUUUUUUUCUUCAACUUAAUUCCCAAACAUCAAAUGUACGUAGUCGUAUGUAUUUGUUAAGAGAACUUAUAGCUUAUUAGACUGAGAAGAGUUGCGAAGGAUUGUAGUAUUCGGUCCCGGUUGAACAGUAAGCAAAGAAAUUUUAGUGCCAUAGCAAUUUCUAUCUGAUUUUCUCACGGAGUUAAUUAGAAAUCUCGAGAGUUAAUUGCUCCAGACGAAAGAGUGUCUUGUCUCGCGUGAAAUUCGCAGGGAAGAAUUCGCAAGGACUACAGGGAAAUUUAAUUCUAACAUAAUUCCGUCGGUGCGAUUACGUUAACUUGAUACUUUCGUUCUGAUAAAUUACGAUAGAUUUUAUAAUAAUUUCUUUUUUCUUUACUUUCUAACGCGUAUAGGGAAUUAUAUUUUUUUAACGCUAUCGAUAAGUUGGCGAACGUUUUUACCGACAUUAUUCGUGGUAAUUUUUUUUCGACAGUUGUAUAUUUUAUAUAAACGUUGUCACAUUAUCGACGGUUUUCAUUAUAAUUUUCAACAUAAUUAAUGUCUUCUACAUCAGAUGUCGUACCCUUUUGCAUAUCGUUUUUUGAUUUGUUACUAUUAUUGUAACUUUUAAUUGUAAUAUUUCGAACUCGAAGUUAAUAUUUGAGAACCACUGAAAGUAGAGUAUGUAUAUAGUUCUUGAACAUAAGCUCCAUUAUAUGCGGUUUCAUCUGAACUGAAAUAAAAGAUAUGAACGUCUAUUAUGUCACACAAUGGUGUCAAAAGAAAGAUAUCGCGAUACUUGAUGCAGUAACGAGUUACUUGCUUUACUUUUAUCGUUGGACAAUUGUAUCCGAAGAUUUAUUGAAUUAUUUGAACAUUUUCUAAGUUCUUUAGAAAGUUUCAAAAAGUCUUGCCGACAUUUGGAACAAAGUUUGAGUUCUACGAAUGAUUCUAAUCUCUUCUAAGAAAGCUUUUCUUUCCGUACACAUAAGGUUUGGUCGGAAAAACUUUCAAAAUGAUAGGGAUCGAACCCAAAAAACCUUUCAAAUCUUAAAGUCUAGGAAAGGUAGAAACCAAGCUCAAAGAAAAUCUACCUGUUGCUCACGUAUCAUCAAUACGAAGGGAACAGGUUUCCAGGGACGCUUACGCACACACAAUAUAAACACACAGACAUACACAACUUUGAGAAAUUCGUUCUUCUUUGGACGCCAUGGAAGUAGUACUUGGGUGCACGCACGAUGAUUUGUAAUCACGUGACUUGGACUUGAGGGUGUCGGGUACCAAUGAUUUCCGUUUUAUAAAACGAUGCCGCGUAUCUUUGAACGGCGAUUGUGAAACAAAAAUCAUAUAAUAAAAGUUUGGACAUUCGAGGAGAAAAUCGAUUCGUCAGUUACUAGAGUCUAGUAGUAUAGAAAAAAAAAAAAAAAAAAAAAAUUAAAAAAGGAGAAAAAGAAAAAGAGGGAGAUUACCUUUUCAAGGGCACGUUGCUGACCCCUCAGAGUUUCUUCAUAGGAAAUUCCAAAGUUGAUUCAUCCUGGACGCAUUCGGAGGUCUCACAGCAUCUUUGACGUUAGUAACAAGUACAAAGACCCUUCUCAUCUUUACACUUACUUUUUUUAGUUCGAGGUUAAUGAAUACCCUGUCCUUAAAGGACGAACACGAAUUCUUUCGAAACUCAUUCUAAUUCUUUUUUUUCCUUUUUUUAUUUCAUUCCACUUUCUAUGAUUCAUAGGAGAUCCAUGAACCAUAGAUCUAAAGAUCUCAAUGAAUUGUAAGUUUAGAUUAUUUUAACUUGAAACAAUCAGUGUUUUCGAUAUUUCGAGGAAUACAAUAACGUGCACAGUCUUAGUUAUCUUAUCUAAUAGCUCGUAUAAUUAAACAUAAUGAUGUUUAACGAUUAUAGCUAAUUGUUUCUAAUGUAACAAUUACAUUUAGAGGAAACUUAGAGUAGUAUGAACAUUUUCGAUUCUAUACAAGGAAUUCUUACUACCCACGUUGACAUCACAAAUUCUGCACAAACAGGAUUAGAUUUAUUUACAUCCUGUUACAUAUGAAGAGGAAGAAAUAUUGACAAUCCAAUCGUUACCUACGUAAUGUGAAUGGAUAUACCACCAUCUUUACGUCACACUACCCACGUUUUCCCCUGUUAAAUAAUAACUACUCUAUUUGGUAAAGUUUACAUAAGAUCAUUUUAAAACUUACCUUAGGUCAGAAUCCUUAAUGAGAGAACACAGCAAGGUAAUUAUUUACUCCAAAAACUUUCGAAUAUUUCUACCGAUUUGAACUAUUAUAAACACAUUAAUGAAACUUCUUCAUAAAAUUUUCAGACACAUAGAACUACGGUAAACAUCGGCAUCAUAUCUUAAAAACACUUAAAUUUUUUUGGGGAAGUUAUCGUUAAACGAAUCCAAUUGUCACUGAAAUGUGAAUUCCAGGUUGAACACAUGCACCAAUUUCCAUAUUAAUAUACUUGCUCCUGUAUCGCACAAACAACUCGUUUACCAGUUCGUGGUAUAUAUAUGGGUCGAUUUUACAGUCUAUGAGCACGGCCCAAGUACACUCUCGUCGGCCGCGUAGUCACGUCCACUUUUUCCGUCCUCGAUACUUUUUCGUCGAACGGCGUGGGUCCGCUUUCGUGUACGACCAAUACUGAUAGAGACAUGCAAGUUGGCUUUGUUCGAUGAAUAUUUUUCUGAUGUCCCUUAAAGUUCUACACAUGUAUAUAUGCCUACUCUUACUCUCGUACGAUGUCAUCGUUGUGUGAAGCAACUUAAGUCUAAGUGUUCGUAACGUUUACGAUAACUUACGGGGUUCAGUAGUGUAACGAUGAGGGAGAUGAACGUGGGUACCGUUAUUAGAUCUGUCUCUUUCCUUCUCCCUCUCUCGCUCUCUCUCUUUCUCUCUCUUUCUCUCUCUUUCUGUAUCGCGUGAAAGUAAUCAGAUAUUUGUGGAAGUGGAAAUAUUUAUUUAUCUUUUUAAUGUUCAAAUUUAUUAUAAUUUUAGAAAAUAAUUUGGAUAUUUUAGCAAGCGAUUUAAAUUUGAAUUAAAAUUUGAAAAAUCAACAUGCAUUUAAGUCACUUGACGAAAAUUUAUGAUAAAAAUAUAUUCGUUUGUUUGAUUCUCUUCCUUCUCGCUCAUCAUACGAUCCUGGUCGAGUAGUUGGCCAGGUUGGUGAGCGUAGGACAGCUAACCGGGUGACGUCAUUGGCUUCUCGCUUCUAUCGUUGAAGGGACAAGGGGUACGGGGUACCGUGCUGCGGCCUCUUAGAAAGAAGAGGAGAAUGGGAAGAGACGAAGAAGGGAACGGGUGGGGGAGGUUCGGCAGCACUCCGCGAGUCGCUGCCUUCGCCGUGCAGGUAGUCUCGUGCUCGUUGUCCACGUUCUUCGACCACGAUCGACUCCGAACCGAACGCGUUCUCCUUUCUUUGGUUCUUAUAUACGCUUUUCUGAAACUCUUACCUCAUCAGUAUCUUCUGAUAUAUAAUAUCAGUGAUAUUAAAAACAUUUAAAACGUUCGAUAAAUGUCUUCGAAUUGUUUCAUCGAUCGAUCGUCUUUGAUUCAAUGAUUUUAUCAUCGUUAAGAGAAAUAAAAGUGUUAGAAUAGUUAAAAAAGUGGGAAAAAAAAAAUACAAAAAAAAAAAAAUAAAAAAGAAACUACAGUGAUUAAUAUAUUUAUUGGAAACAUCUUACAAAUGAUUUCGACACUUGUUGUUUUAAGACAAAGUGAACAGUGAAGUGUAAUUUUGAGAUAUUAUCGUUAUACGUUCUUUACACGAAGCGUAUCGUUUGUCUGUUAGUUCGCCUUUCACUCUUCAAGGUACCAACAAGAGAACAAUUUCUUGAGAAGAUCAAAGAAGGGCAAAUAGUUUAACGAAAGAUGCAGACAAAUUUAUGAUGUUUGAAGGGUAGAAUGGAAACCACGUGAAUCAGCGAAAUGUUGAAGUGGAUAAAGAUACGACAGGACAUAUCGUCCACGGCUUCUUCAACCUCCUCCGUCUCAUCAGCCUCGUCUCAACGUUUCAAGGAGGAAGAUAGGAUUCAGAAUGAAGUCACGACGAAGAGAGAAGAUGAAGAAGAUAGUGGAAUGGAGAGGGAAGAUUCACCCUCGAACAUGGAUCUAAAUGAUCUGAAGAAAGAGCUGUUCUCGGAGUUGCAGUCCUCACAAAAAAGUGCCUUGCCACCCGACACGUUACGUCGCGCCCUCGCCGAGAGCUUUCUCGAUCAGCAGAGGUUUCAGCUUGGAUUUAUGGACGAUGCUGCGGAAUGUUUCGAAAAUAUUCUGCUACGUAUUCAUUUGCAUAUAGCCAGCGGACAAGCGGAGGACAUGUGUAGUGCUGGACAUUGCGUGCCACAUCAAAAGUUUGCCAUGACCCUCGUCGAACAAAGCGUUUGCGGUGCGUGUGGAGCCACCUCGGAGCCUUUGCCCUUUACGCAGAUGGUUCAUUACGUGUCAGCAUCAGCAUUAACGUCACAAGCUCGUCAAACUCAAGCUAACUCACGAACGAGUCCGGAUCUUUUUGGUCAACUUUUGAGAAGAGCCGGUGGAAUGGGAGACAUUCGUGAUUGUCCAAGUUCGUGUGGUGCGAAGAUCCAAAUUUGUAGGACGCUCAUAAAUCGACCGGAAAUAGUUUCCGUAGGGGUUGUCUGGGACAGUGAACGACCAUCCUUAGAUCAUAUAAUGGAUGUAUUCGCUACGGUAGGAACAUCCCUUCGGCUCACUGAUGUUUUUCAUAGCGUUGUUGAUUCAUCUUGGGGUGCCUCAACGAUACAUAAUCUUGUUGGGGUUGUCACUUACUAUGGGAAACAUUACUCCACUUUCUUUUUUCAUACUAAACUCAAGGUUUGGAUUUAUUUCGAUGAUGCCACAGUUAAAGAAAUAGGUCCACGAUGGGAACAGGUAGUUGAGAAAUGUAGAAGGGGUAGAUAUCAACCCUUAUUACUACUUUAUGCAACACCUGAUGGGACUCCGGUAAAUACUGAAAACGCUCCGAAAACUGUCACACGAUUUCCAAGUGGAAACAUAUUGAAAACACCACCGAAGAACAACGUUCGUAGAUCCAUCACACCUAGUCCAGAGAAACCUUCGAUCAACAGUACAGCCAGACGUGCCAUUACUCCUAAUCCGGAUAGUCCUCCUCAUAUUUACGCUCAACGAAUUUACAGUGAUUAUCAAAAUCUUACAGAUAUACAGAACAACAUCUUUGAUAAUCAGGGUGUUGAUGUGGUUGAUGGAGAAACAGAAUCAAAAUACAUAAGCCGUAGAACAGUUGAGAGCGUCAUGCAACAACAAAAAAAGCAACAAAUGCAAUUAACUAGAAGUCUUAGUGCUGGCUCAACACCUUCGGAUGGGAUUAGUAUACCGGAACAUUUGAAUGUGCCACGAAGACGGGACUCUGGAAAUUGGUCAGGUGAUAGGAAUAGUGCAUCUUCAAGUUCAUCCACGACUAUGGAAAAUCCGUACUUGUAUUUUGUCAAUAAAGUUCAGAGAAACUCUGGAGUUCCUAAAAGUCCUACCAGUAAGUCUGGUGAAUUAUCCAGUAGCAGUAGUGGGCAUUAUGAUGCUGGAUAUGAUUCCUAUUCAUUGUCUUCUACGGACAGUCUUCCACUUCAACAGGGUCUUAAGCACAAUCUACAGCUUGCACAAAUUCCGGAAGGUUACCAACCUUCGUCAAAAGAUGACUGCGAACGUCUUUGCAAGGAAACGGAUGCCCUUUUGGACAAAUCUCGAGCUGCCGAGGAAGCUGGAGAUCUCAGCACAGCUGUAGCUUUAUGCAAAGCAGCUAGUAAUAAAGCCAGAGCUGCGAUGGAAGCACCGUACAAUAACGAUCAUACAAUUUCGACCGCAAGAAUGAAACACAAUACUUGCGUGAUGAAGACUAGAAGCUUGCACAGAAGAAUGUUACAAGAGCAAACAUCAGCUAAUGGAGAGAAAGAAGAAGGAGCAGUUGAGGGUAGACAUUCGAGAGAAAACAGCAAGUCUGGUCAACAUUCCCGACAAAGUUCACGGGACAAAGGUAAUCAUUCUCGACAGAAUAGUCGUGAACUGUUGGUGAACGCACCAGUAACAGUUGUGGAGAAACCAACGACGAAAAGUAUCGAGAUUUAUGCGACUCUACCGAAGAAAAAGACAUUAAGAAGUAAAGCUACAGCCGUAAACGUCAUUGAGGACGAGGAGUAUAUGCUCCAUGAUCGUCCAAUUCAAAGAACAGGAUUGUUUGGACGUACAAAACGUUGCGAUGACGAUAAGAAGGAUAAGAAACGAGCUAGAAGCGAAGAAAGAAACAAAAACAUAUCAAAAGACUUUUCCAUAGCACCUUCACGCACUUCACCCUCUCCGAAAGGUAUCAAAUCGAUUGAGAAGCCAAAGGAAAAUAUCGAGGUCGGUACAACCAGAGUUUCUCAACAAAGUAACGUGAACGUGACUGAACAGAAACAGGGUAAAAAACAGCAUAAGAUUCGUAGAAAGUUAUUGAUGGGUGGGCUGAUAAAAAGAAAGAAUAGAAGCAUGCCUGAUUUGCGAGAAGGACAGGACAAUCAGGCGAGUAUUAACGUGGAAGGUACCUCGAAUACUUUGCCAAAGCAAUCCGUGGACGAUUCAAAUGUUGGUUUAAAGGGUAACGAAAUGGCGCAAUCUUUGAGUGGUUAUCUGUCCGAAGGUCAUCUGGAAUUCGCUGGCAAUGCCAACAAUACUCUUGGGAAUACGAGCAAUCCAAAUUUGGAAAGAAGUCGAUUAAUGAGAAAGAGUUUCCACGGUAGUGCCGGUAAAGUGUUACAUGUAGCGAAGGUACCACCCCCACCUCCUGUUAGAACCACUUCUCAGCUUAGCAAGUCUAAGUGUUCGGGUGAAGUGCAUAGCGAUCAACAAGCCGACAAGUCCACAUAUUCAUCAUCAGACGGGCAAUGUUCAUCUAACUCAGGAACAGGAUCCCAAGAUCAGAAUAACAGCUAUUGGAAUCAUAUGAACAGUGGAAAUUCGUCGAAUUCAUCGAAUCGUAAUUCUAAUUAUGCUGAUUAUUCGACGGAAUCGCAUUCUUUACCUUUCAUUCCGUCUUAUGGUAUAGAACAAAGCGGACAUUCUGCUAAUGUUCAGACUAAUUAUAACAACAAGCCUAGAAUUCAGGACGAUGUCGUUCAAUAUGCUAAUGGUAUUCUUUAUGAGCCUACCUAUGUAAUUACUCGUGCAGAUGUACACAGCGAACAAAGUCCUAUAAAACAGCAAGGUUCUUUGGAUUCUCUUCCACCAUAUCCGGAAAAUGGAAACGUUUCUCAUUCAAGACAACCGAGCGAAGAAUUCCCGCCCCCUCCAUACCCAUCUAUUCAUUCAGUGUCACAUUCCAGACAAGCUAGCGAAGAUUUUCCACCUCCACCGCCACCUAUCGAUGAGACUAAUAUUGGUCAAGAGAAUCAACAGCAAUCACUUCAGCAGCAGUUCGUUUCGAGUCAGCAACGUCAGCACCGAUUAGAGACUCAACAGAUUAGUACUCUUUUUGCACAAUUGCAAAUGAAGAACGAACAGAUUUUAGCUUCGGAUUCGAAAGAUUUAAAAACGAGUGAGGAACAAGAAAAAGAAGAGAAAUCUUCGAGCGAAACUUGGUUGAAGGAACUACAAGCUAAACAGGCAGAAAAGAGAAUGAAGAAGCAGGCUUCACUUGAACAGGAUAUACCAAAAAUUAGAUCUCCAUCUGUCAAUACAAAUCAAAUGUCAAGCAUAGCGAGAAGAACUAGCGAUUUGAUGAUGAAUAGUCUUGGAUACGAUACGGUAGGUCGGGAUGUUACCGAUUGUCCUAGAGUAGUGUCAUCUGUCAAAGACAUGGCAGCAAGAUUCGAACAGAACAAAUUACAAAUCAGCUCAAAAGUAGAGCCUGAAUCUAAAAAUCUUAUAAAACAACCCAAUUCAAAUUCUGUCGCUACUCCUGCGAUCGAUACGUCACACGAACAUCAACAAGUAGAGGAAACGCGAUUGAAAUAUUCUUCAGAUAGUUUAAACGCUUUCCCUAAAGUAAAUAAUUUCACGAAUCAACCAAUUCCAAGUCCAAGCUUUGAAUCCACGACCAAUCAAGAUACUUACAUAUCAACAAUGACUUCUGAUAAUUCCUGCAGUGUCCAACAGAGUGGAUUAAAUGCAGCCAUUUUAUCGAUGUCCUUAACAUUACCACAUGAGAAUGGAUUACCUAUCGAUUAUCCUGAAGAUGACAUUAGCGAGGUCGCCAUGCAAAAUACUAUUCAAAACAAAACUAUACUACCGAACGAAGAGGAUAUAGAAUUGAGAAAAGUUAAGAGGAGGAUAGGUAAAAAGAAGAGCGUGUCGUUUUGCGAUCAAGUAGUUCUUGUUGCUACAGCUGAGGAUGAUGAAAAAGACUCAUAUAUACCUAAUCCAAUUUUGGAGAGAGUUUUACGAUCUGCCAUGAACAAGCCAGAAUCUGCUCAAGUACUUCGUGAAAUCAGGAAUCUUCAGGAAGCUGAAAUGAACAGGGAAAGUACACCAAGAUUCCAGCAACAAACUCUUCCUCUUAAAUGCGAAGCUGACAGUGUGCCGGCGACACCAUUCCAGGAUCAAUUGAGAAGUGUCAAUCCAAUUUCGAUUCCUGAAAAUGUCAAGCCGACAUUCGGCAGGCAAAAUUCUAAUGACUCCAUUGGUUCAAUAGUAGACAAAAAAAUGGCUGGAUCUUAUAAUACUGAAACACAGGAUAUAAGUAGAGAAACGUAUCCUGGUAUGAUUAUGCCUGCAUCAAAUCCACCACCAACUUCAUAUUCUCCACAACUUCAACAACAAAUACGUUACUCUCAAAAUGGAUAUCCACAGUAUUUGCCAUCACAAUCUUCCUACACGCAAACUCAAACGUCGCAUCCUAGAAAUCAGAAUGUUCCAUUAUCACAAACACAGAAGCCAGCUAGUCCUUAUCCAACACAGAUGCAUGGUAAUCAAUACAUACCGUCCGUGUCUCAACAGCAAAAGAAUUUGUGUCAAAAAAACACUUAUCAAAAGUAUUAUCAAUUGGAACAGCAACACAAUCAGAUGAAUAAGCAAUUGUCAACAAGUGGUUUACAGCAGCAUCAAAAUGGUCUUAAUCAGAGGAUUUCCAAUCACAAUGCCAGUCCGAUAACUGUUCAGUAUUCUCAGCAACAAUUGAGCUAUCCCUCGAAUCAAUCGCCAAGUCCUUAUCCGAAUCAAUAUCCUCAUAAUAAUUGUCAGAAUUAUCCUUAUCAAUCAGUGCCUCAAUCAAAUAGGAUCAGUCAAUCAUUACCUCAGUAUCAACCACCACCUAAUCCAUUAUCAUCGACGACGUUGUCUUAUCAACAGAAACAACAGAACGUUCAUAAUUAUCAACAGAGGUAUGACAAUUAUCAAAGACCACCGCAGAAGGAUCAACAAAACGUUUUAGCACCUAAUCAAACUUAUCCUAAUCCUUUACAGAGUGGACAAAUCCAAUCGAAUAUGAAAUAUCCAGCUUAUCAACACCCACCUCCUCCUAAACAGAACAAACAAAUCCAUUUUCUUUCUAGUUCGAAAAGUAGCUCACCGAUUAACCAAACAACGUCUUCCAUGCAGAAACCAAGCAUAGUUACUUCGUUAUCGUCUAGGAGCGUACUUUGCGAUCUCUGUCGACAAAAACAAGUGAUCGAACCUGCGAAAUAUUGUUCCGAUUGUGAUUUCUACAUGGCUCGUUUCCAGCCAAAAAAUUGAACUCGUGUCCAUAGUGUCAACUUAGAAUUCGUUUUUAGGUGUUAAGUCAAUAGACUAUAUGGAAUAGUGUUCUUUGUUAUGCCAACGAGCUUGUGACUACCUGGCAUCAUAUAUUAUUAUUAAUCCGUAACUAGUAUUAGUAGAAAUUUUGUCACGUUGACAAUAUGAUAGGAUUUACAAUAUGAUAAGAUUUAUUCGAAUUAAUUCAAAAUUUUGACAGAUUAUUAAAAAGUAAAAAAUAAGAAGUAACAAGUUAUCAAACUGAAGAGGCCAAAAAAAAAGCAAUUGCUGUAAUCUGACAGAUCCCAAUUUACCAGUUACGAAUUAAAAUAAUCAUUCUGUAUAUACAUAAGCUAAUUAUUAGAUUGUGUAAUAUCGAAUCAAAGACCUUCAUCGAGCAGCUAUUAACUCAUUGACAUUCGUAUUAUUGUAUGUGUAUUAUGUAUAUUAUUUUUAUAAGUCUUUUAGAUUUUUCUUUCUUUUUUUAGUUAUACUUUUCUUUUUUUUUUAAUUCAUCGCCAUACGGUAACGUAAUUCAUAUACCGUAUAGAAGUAGACAAAAUUUGCGAAUCGCAUAUGAUUCUGUUAGGUUAACAGAAAUUCAUUUCUAUAAUUUUAAUUAUCUAUUGUGUAAAUAACUUACACUAUCCUUUUCGAAUUUUAUAAUAUAGCUUUACAAAUUAUUAUUAUCGAACAGUUUUGUCAAUUAGAAUGUAUUUCCGAAUCUGUUACAAACAAACAAUGGUAUUACGAGAUUAGUUAGUUGAAAGAAAAUACAGAAUUGUGAUACUAGCAGUGCUACGUAGAACUUACUCCUAAGUUAGGAUAAAAUACGUAGGGAGAUAAUUCGGAUAAAGAUAAUUAGAAAAUAAGAAAGAUAGAAAGAAAGAGAGAGAGAGAGAAAGAGAGAGAGAGAGAAAGAGAGAAAAGAAUGCAUGUGUAUAUGAAUGAGUGAGGUAAAAAAAGCCUUGAUCUCCAAGUAAGCGUGAAUUUUAUUUUGUGUUAAUGAAUGUUAAAAUGUUACAUAUUAUUGUACUUAUGUAUCAUGUUAUGUCAUACUCUCGUUUAGAUCGAUGUACAAACUUUCGUUUUAUUUUACUUUAUUUUUUUUUUAUACUUUUUGUAUAAGUAUUUUGUUUUAAAAAUACUUUAUCUUUUUUUUCUUCCAUAGACAAGUGUUUACUUUUUCUGCAUUA
This is a messenger RNA of Vespa velutina, 10875 nucleotides long. RefSeq lists its product as uncharacterized. Gene Ontology annotation, biological process: protein deubiquitination. The coding region runs from base 3929 to 9679 and encodes 1916 amino acids. NCBI's taxonomy places the organism in Eukaryota, Metazoa, Arthropoda, Insecta, Hymenoptera, Vespidae. Gene Ontology annotation, molecular function: cysteine-type deubiquitinase activity. The transcript is spliced from 10 exons. The record is from RefSeq and is a predicted model, not a curated record.